This is a messenger RNA of Penicilliopsis zonata CBS 506.65, 1608 nucleotides long. RefSeq lists its product as hypothetical. Gene Ontology annotation, molecular function: zinc ion binding; DNA binding; DNA-binding transcription factor activity, RNA polymerase II-specific. NCBI's taxonomy places the organism in Eukaryota, Fungi, Ascomycota, Eurotiomycetes, Eurotiales, Aspergillaceae. The coding region runs from base 1 to 1608 and encodes 535 amino acids. The record is from RefSeq and is a predicted model, not a curated record. The transcript is spliced from 2 exons. Gene Ontology annotation, biological process: DNA-templated transcription; regulation of DNA-templated transcription; response to xenobiotic stimulus.
AUGUCCGCGACUAUACGCAAGCGCUCUCGCAUAGCAUGCACCUCAUGCCAGCUGCGCAAACGCAAAUGCUCCGGGGAGCAGCCAUGCAGUAACUGCGCGCAGUCCGGAUCAGGCUGCUAUUAUGACUUUCAGUCACGCAAGAAGAAAGACGUCAAAGCGAACGGGAAACCCGGUCUUGCCAUCAACCCACCGCCUAAGCGGACGAAUCUUCAGGAUGAUCAGGGUGUCGACCGGAUCUCCUCGGUCGAGGCCAACUCCGGGGCGGCUUUUGUGCGCAAACUUGGCCUCACCAUCGAUCCGACGCAUGCUCCAAGGCUGCAUAUGUUUGCAUGGAAUGUCGGGCCGAGAGGAUCGCCGGGUAGUACGUGUCUCGGGGCUGAUGCGACGGUAGUGGACAUCAUCUCGCAGGCAGAAAUGGUUGCGUUAUCGACGGUGUACUUUGACCGAGUCGAUCCGUGCUACAGCUUCAUCGAUCGAGAGACGCUCCUCCACCAUGUCGACAAACGGUGGCUGUCGACAUCGAAUGCGCCAGACGCAUACGAUGCCGUCCUGUGUGGCGUGGCGGCGUUUGGCUUCCUCUUCUCCCGGCGAUCAGCGCCUGCGGCCGAACAUCAGCUGCUCGAGGCAGCGCGCCUCAUCCUCGAGCAGCAUCUUUCGGACGAGACGCCCUCCGUGGCCGUCGUGACCGGGUGGGUGCUACGCGCCGCCUACCUGCGCAUGACGGCUACGCCGCACAUUGCAUGGAUGGCCAGCUGCUCACUCAUGCAUCUUGUCGAGGCCGCCGUGCUGAUGCAACAAUCCCUCGGCCCGAACACAAACACGGACCCUGAGAUCCGGCGCCGCCUCUUCGGCAUGGCCCGCCAUCUCAACACCUGGAUCUCCUUUGACUUGGGCCGCUCCCGCGUCGUCCUGCAGGGGUCCACGACGCUGCCGCCCACCCCGCGCACAGGCGACUACACAACAGAACUCUUCCACUUACUGCCCGCGUCCGAGAGCCUGGACCCAACCAACACCACCACCGCGGACGGAUCAGGCCUCGAAGCCUCCCUCGCAGACGUGCUGGACGUCGUCCAUGCCGUGGCGCCCCUCAUCCUCGCCCAGUGCAACCUCGUGCUCUGCAUCUACCGCCGCCUGCGCGUCGCCACACCCACCAUCUCCCCGGGGCUACUGGAUCGCAUCCUCACGCUGGCGGGGAAAAGUCUCGCCGCCGCGCGCGAGAUGGCCGCCGUCUCGAACCCCUGGCACCAGAUCGCCAACGUCCCCUUCCAGAUCGUGUGCACCUGUCUUGCGAUCGAUAGUCGCGCCUCGCUCGCCCUCCUUGGCGAAGCGAUGCGUGCCCUCCACGCCGUCCGUGACGCGUACGAUACCCCCGUCACCCGCGAAGCGUACAGCACCGCCUACCUGCUUGUCCGACUGCACCGGCACCGUCGCGAAGAAGAUACCCGUGUCCUGGCCUCGGUGCUGGAAAAUGACCCGCCGACCGGGCUGGGUGUUGGUAUUCCUGCCUCGGAUCCUGAAACUCACGGCCUGUCCGACGCUCUUUGGGGGGAGGAGUGGCUCGAUCUGCAGAAUUUUGAUUUGGACGAGUUUUUGAAUUUCAGCAUGUAA